Molecule: messenger RNA, 3039 nt
Organism: Terrapene triunguis (Three-toed box turtle)
Lineage: Eukaryota; Metazoa; Chordata; Testudines; Emydidae
Gene: ITGB8
Product: integrin subunit beta 8
Exons: 14
Coding region: 332-2635 (767 amino acids)
Biological process (GO): integrin-mediated signaling pathway; cell migration; cell adhesion mediated by integrin
Cellular component (GO): focal adhesion; integrin complex; cell surface
Molecular function (GO): integrin binding
Source: RefSeq, a predicted model, not a curated record
CCCCCGCCGCCGGGCAGAGGGAGACAAAAGCCCUUUGUGAGCCGGGCUGGGGGCGGAUGGAGGCGCCCGCCGUCCCUGCGCGGAAAGGACCUGGCUCCUGCUGCCGCCAAGGGGCUUUGCGCUGGGCUCGGGGGUCCCUACGCUCGCCCUGACAUGCGGCGCCGCACGCUGCCCCUGCCCUGCCUCCUACCUGCGAAGGGUGCGCCCCUCCUCCUGCUUCUCCUCCUCCUCCUCCGCAGCCGCCCGAGCCCGCGGCGGGGCUGAGAGCGAGCGAGCCGCUCAGCCGAGACUUGGCCGCCAGGACAGGGAGAGGUGCCGUCUGCUUCGCAUUAUGUGGAUCCCACUCCUGGCUUUUCUUACUGCUGGAAUCGUCUCUCUGCAGAAAUGCCAACGAGGGCCUGGCCCCAUGCUGCGGGCAGCCCGUGUGCUCGCAGCUGUGCCGGGGCUGUGCCAGCGCCCAGAAAACAGAUGUGCCACUUCAAAUACACUAACGUGCACAAUGUGUCUUGCCCUGGGCCCAGAGUGUGGAUGGUGUUCUCAAGAGGAUUUCAUGGCAGGAGCAACACAGAAGGGACGAUGUGACAUGGUUUUUAAUUUAAUAAAAAAAGGCUGCCAAUCAGAAUUUAUAGAAAAUCCCACCAUUCGUGUAACAAUACCCAGCGACCACAAGACAAAUACACAAGUAACACCGGGGGAGGUUUCAAUCCAACUGCGUCCAGGAGGUAAAGCAAGCUUUAUGUUAAAAGUCCAUCCUCUAGAGAAGUAUCCGGUGGACCUUUAUUAUUUAGUUGAUGUCUCAGCUUCUAUGCACAACAACAUAGAAAAAUUAAAUUCUGUUGGAUUUGAUUUAUCUAAAAAGAUGGCAAAUAUUUCUCUUGAUUUUCGACUUGGCUUUGGAUCAUAUGUGGACAAGACUGUGUCACCCUAUAUUAGCAUUCACCCAGAAAGAAUCCAUAAUCAGUGCAGUGAUUAUAAUUUAGAUUGUAUGCCACCUCAUGGCUACAUUCAUGUGCUAUCUCUGACUGACAACAUAGCAGAGUUCAAAAAUGCAGUGAAUAAACAAAAGAUCUCUGGGAAUAUUGAUACACCUGAAGGAGGGUUUGAUGCUAUGCUUCAGGCAGCUGUGUGCCAGAGCCAUAUUGGUUGGCGCAAAGAAGCAAAGCGAUUACUUCUUGUGAUGACAGAUCAGACCUCUCAUCUGGCCCUUGAUAGUAAAUUGGCCGGGAUAGUAAUUCCCAAUGAUGGAAAUUGCCAUCUGAAAGAUAAUGUGUACAUCAAAGCUACAAGUAUGGAACAUCCAUCGCUUGGGCAACUUUCUGAAAAACUGAUAGACAACAACAUCAAUGUUAUUUUUGCAGUUCAAGGAAACCAGUUUCACUGGUAUAAGGAUCUUUUGCCUCUGUUGCCUGGUACUGUCGCAAGACAAAUAGAAUCGCAAGCAGCUAAUCUCAAUGAUUUGGUGGUAGAAGCCUAUCAGAAACUAAUCUCUGAAGUGAAAAUUCAGGUGGAUAACCAGAUCCAAGAUCUACACUUUAACAUAACUGCAAUCUGUCCUGAUGGAAGUAGAAAAACAGGCAUGGAAGGAUGCAAAAAUGUGGCCUAUAAUGAAGAAGUGCUUUUUAAUGUAUCAGUUGCAAUGAAAGGAUGUGGUCCAACUGAAGGAAGAAAAUAUGUGAUAAUCAAACCUAUUGGUUUCAAUGAAACCACCAUAAUUAAUAUAUAUAAAAACUGUGCCUGUCAGUGUGAGGACAGUGCAAGGCACAAAAGAAUAUGUGUCGAUGAAACUUUUCUCGAUGGUGAAAGCACCCAUUGCGAAGACACUAACUGUAGUUCCAGUGAAGAUACGUUUCCUUUUGAGAGAUGUAAGUUGCACCCGGACCAGCCCAUCUGCAGUGGUCAAGGAGACUGCAUAGGUGGAAGAUGUCUCUGUCACAAAACCAGGGUGGGCAAAGUGUAUGGCAAAUACUGUGAAAUGGAUGACUUUUCUUGCCCGUAUUACCAUGGAAACCUGUGUGCUGGCAAUGGUGAAUGUGAAGCUGGUAAAUGUAAAUGCUUUCGCGGCUGGGAAGGUGACCGCUGUCAGUGUUCACUAUUGACAGCAAAACAUUGCAUGAAUUCCAAAGGCCAGAUUUGCAGUGGAAGAGGAGCAUGUGUAUGUGGAAAAUGCGAGUGCACUGAUCCAAGGAGUUUUGGCCGGUUUUGUGAAUAUUGCCCUACUUGUAACAAUGCCUGUGACGAAAACAGGAAUUGUGUUCAGUGCCAUUAUUCUAACAAUGCAUCACAAACUACACAUGACCAGUGCAAAACCUCAUGUGCUUAUAUGGUGCAUUAUAUUGAUCCCGCAUCAGAAUGUUUCUCUGACCCAAACUACUUUAGAAUCUUUUUCAUAAUCUUUAUAGUUACAUUUCUGAUUGGGUUGCUUACUGUACUUAUCAUCAGGCAGAUAAUUCUACAGUGGAAUAGCAAUAAAGUUAAAUCUUCCUCAGAUUACAGAGCAUCUGCAACAAAGAAGGAUAAGAUGUUUUUGCCUACUGUUUGUACGAGAACAGUAACAUACAGACGUGACAAACCAGAAGAAAUAAAUAUCGACAUCAGCAAGUUACGAUUAAAUGAAACUUUCAAGUGCGAGUUCUGAAGACUGUUUUCUGCAAAUCUCUAUUUCCAUCAUUUUCUAAUUUUAAAAAGCUAUCUUAUUUUUACUGUGUAAGAGUCUUGACUGAUGCUAUUUGUUUUUGUGGCAUGCAUUUUUUGAAUACUGUAACAAACCAACAUGUAAGCAUAGUCACAUAAUGUGACUACGUUUGAAGUUAUGGCUGCUGUAUUUUAUGAAAGAGAAAUGUGCAUUACUACUGUUCAAGACCAUUAGUGUUGGUGUAGCACUUUAAUGUAAAAUAAUUUAUUUAGUUAUGGCAUAGAAUGUAGAUAUGAACAGGGGGGACAAAGCACUGAUCUCACUUUACAUGUAGCUAGUAUUGAUGUGCGCUGCGGGAAUGGGCAAAACUGUGAUUAAAAUAUUAACAUUCCUAUACAUUAUGGCAA